Molecule: messenger RNA, 771 nt
Organism: Lobosporangium transversale
Lineage: Eukaryota; Fungi; Mortierellomycota; Mortierellomycetes; Mortierellales; Mortierellaceae
Exons: 6
Coding region: 60-758 (232 amino acids)
Biological process (GO): double-strand break repair via break-induced replication; DNA-templated DNA replication
Cellular component (GO): GINS complex
Source: RefSeq, a predicted model, not a curated record
CUAAAAAAGACUUAUUUUUUCUUUUUUUUUAAAAAAAAAAAAAAUCAUAAAAUUGAAAAAUGUCAACAGAAGACGACUUUCUUUUCGACAAUCUUGACUUCAGAGUACCUCCGGCAAGGGACAUUGGCCCUGAACGUGAACGGAUUAUCGUGGACCCUUCAAAAUAUGUCGAGCAUUUAACACAGGCUUGGAUUAAUGAGCGCGCUGCGCCAGAUGUACUCCAAUACGAGCAAGCAACUGUGGACGGUCUACUGGCAAAGAUCGAGGAACAGACUGCAGCCAUUGAUGAUCUGGACUCAGGAAAGGAUGCUGCGAUGAUCAUCUCUAUAUUAUAUCAGACGGAGCUGGAGAGAGUGAAAUUCGUUCUGCGGAGUUAUUUGCGGACUAGGAUAUCGAAGAUCGAAAGGUUUUGUGAAUAUAUUUUGUCUGAUCCAUCCUCAAAAGAACGACUCUCGAGAGCAGAAGUCAUAUAUGCUGAAAACUACUCUCGAGUAACAAGACAACACUAUCAUUCCAGCUUCUUAUCUUCAUUACCGCCAUCACUUCAACACCAGGAUGAUACAGUGUUUGACAGAGGACUAAGCAUGAUUUCACAACCUAGGCUUGAUGAAGCAGUGUUUUGUCGAAUAAUGGAGGACAUAGGCGAUUUCCAACUCGAAGAUGAUGAGACGGUUGAACUGGAAACAGGACAGAUCUACAUCUUCCGCUAUCGAACAGUUCGUGUAUUACUUCAAAGAGGUCAAAUCGAACUUAUUUGAUUCCAAUCUUGAC